UUGACAGCCGGAGGGACGUCCAUCCCGGCAGCGCUCGCGACGUUCCCCGGUCACGGCCAUGGCGGCUUUCAGCAAACUCCUGACGGUGAAAAACUCCGCUCUCGGAGCCACCGCUGUCUUGGCCUUGAUUGCGAUCGCCAGGAGACGGAAGAACAGCACACCGCACAGUAAGCUUGAUGGAAAAGUUUCUCUACAUGGUGAGAAAGAAGGAAAAAAAGAGAAAGCAGUUGUAGAUAGGGUUUUCUUUGGAAGGCUAUGGCGAAUUUUGAAGAUAAUGGUACCUGGAAUGAUUUCGCAAGAAUCUGCCUACUUGUUACUCAUUGCGGUGAUGCUUGUUGCUCGAACCUACUGUGAUGUCUGGAUGAUUCAAAAUGGAACCAUGAUUGAAAGUGCAAUUAUUGGUCGGAGCACCAAAGAUUUCAAGAGAUACCUAUUCAACUUUGUUGCCACAAUGCCAGCUAUAUCUUUGGUAAAUAAUUUCCUGAAAGUGGGCUUGAAUCAACUGAAGCUUCGAUUCCGAGUUCAGCUCACCACUUACCUGUAUGAGGAGUAUUUAAAAGGUUAUACAUACUAUAAAAUGGGUAAUCUUGACAACAGAAUAGCAAACGCAGAUCAGCUGUUAACACAAGAUGUGGAGAAAUUUUGCAACAGUGUAGUGGAUUUGUAUUCAAAUCUCAGCAAGCCACUUUUGGACAUCAUUCUGUAUAUAUUUAAAUUGACAAGUGCAAUAGGCGCUCAGGGACCCUCAUGCAUGACUGCUUACCUGAUAGUUUCAGGUCUGAUCCUAACUCGACUGAGAAGACCAAUUGGUAAAAUGACAAUAUCAGAGCAAAGAUAUGAAGGUGAAUACAGAUACGUCAACUCUCGUCUGAUUACAAAUAGUGAAGAAAUUGCAUUUUACAAUGGAAACAAUCGAGAAAAACAGACUAUACAUACUGCUUUUAAAAGACUGGUGGAUCACAUACACAAUUUCAUUGUCUUCCGUUUCACCAUGGGAUUUGUGGAUAGUAUAAUUGCCAAAUAUCUUGCUACUGUAGUGGGUUACCUUGUAGUAAGCCGUCCAUUUCUGAAUCUCUCCCAUCCUCGCCAUCAGCAAAGCAACCAUGCUGAUCUACUGGAGGAUUACUAUCAAAGUGGUCGUAUGUUACUGAGAAUGUCUCAGGCUCUUGGAAGAAUAGUGCUGGCUGGUCGUGAGAUGACAAGAUUGUCUGGUUUCACAACGCGAAUCACUGAAUUAAUGCAAGUUUUGAAAGAUCUAAACGCUGGAAAAUAUGAACGCACAAUGAUUUCUCAACAGGAUAAGAGUUCAAAAACUCAGACUUUGAUACCAGGGAAUGGGGAGAUCAUUAUUAUGGAUCAUAUUAUCAAAUUUGAACACGUGCCAUUGGUGACACCAAAUGGAGAUGUUUUAAUUCCAGAUCUCUCUUUUGAGGUCAGGUCCGGAGCAAAUGUUCUUGUCUGUGGUCCAAACGGGUGUGGAAAGAGCUCACUUUUCCGCUGCUUAGGAGAGUUAUGGCCUCUGUUUGGAGGACGUCUAACCAAGCCAGACAGAGGGAAGCUCUUUUAUGUACCUCAGCGACCAUACAUGACUCUCGGAACUCUAAGAGAUCAGGUGAUCUACCCUGACACACUGGAAGAUCAAAGGCGGAAAGGAAUAUCUGAUCUGAUUCUGAAGGACUAUCUGGAUAAUGUACAGCUUGGCAAUAUUCUGGAGCGUGAAGGAGGCUGGGAUUGUAUUCAGGAUUGGAUGGAUGUACUCAGUGGAGGGGAGAAACAACGGAUGGCUAUGGCUCGAUUAUUUUACCACAAGCCACAGUUUGCUAUUUUAGAUGAAUGUACCAGUGCAGUUAGUGUUGAUGUUGAAGGCUUCAUCUAUAGCCACUGCAGAAAGGUUGGCAUCACUUUGUUCACUGUGUCACACAGAAAAUCUCUCUGGAGUCACCAUGAGCAUUAUUUGCACAUGGAUGGUAGAGGUAAUUAUGAAUUUAAACCGAUUACUGUGGAUACAGUGGAAUUUGGUUCCUAAAACCCAUCUGCUAAUCUGUUUCUGAAAUGAGAAGUAGAUUGAUUUACAGAAGUCAGUACAAUUUGCAUUCUACCCUGCACUAAAUAUUUCAGUUUGUAAUUAAUUCUCAGUUUUAAGAUGCUGUAAUAAAAUUGUACAAUUCAUUAAUUUGUAGUCUUGUUGAGAGCUGUAUAUUUGGAAAUAUUAAUAUUGAGACUUGUAGAUCCAGUAAAAUUCACCUAGAAAAUGUUUGAAUUGUUACCUUAAUGAAGAUAACCUGUAAUGUUUCAUGUACAGUACAAAUUAAGUAACCUAGGAAUGCACUACAUGAUGGCAUGUUCUUGUUAUGCAAUAAUUUGAUAUCUGCAACUCAUUUCCUAAUGUUUUACAGAAAAAAAAUAAAGACGUUAAAUGUUAA
Leucoraja erinaceus (little skate) is the source of this 2423-nucleotide messenger RNA. RefSeq names its product ATP-binding cassette, sub-family D (ALD), member 3a (gene abcd3a). Gene Ontology annotation, molecular function: long-chain fatty acid transmembrane transporter activity; ABC-type transporter activity; ATP hydrolysis activity. The record is from RefSeq and is a predicted model, not a curated record. The transcript is spliced from 23 exons. Gene Ontology annotation, biological process: peroxisome organization; very long-chain fatty acid catabolic process; fatty acid beta-oxidation. Bases 59 to 2026 code for a protein of 655 amino acids. Lineage: Eukaryota; Metazoa; Chordata; Chondrichthyes; Rajiformes; Rajidae. Gene Ontology annotation, cellular component: peroxisomal membrane; peroxisome.